Blepharisma stoltei is the source of this 675-nucleotide messenger RNA. Lineage: Eukaryota; Ciliophora; Heterotrichea; Heterotrichida; Blepharismidae. The record is from the annotation of a GenBank genome assembly.
AUGGAAUCUGGGGAUCGAGUUUACAACGUGUAUUGCACUGAAGAAAUUGCCAAAACACUCCAAGCUUCAGGCCAAAUUUCAUGGUUGGCCUCCCAGUAUUCCAUUCACAUAGAUUAUCAACAGGGCAGAUUCAUUAUAACUGGAAGAGAAACUCCUGUUCAGGCCCAGCAGCAGGCCAAGCACAUGCUAAUUUCUCUGAUUCAGCAGCAAUCAGUGCCUAAAUCCGCAUUUCAGUGGUUUUGGUUUAAUGGAAAAUCUUAUUCUCCUUAUGACCCAGAUUCCAACCAGAAGAUUGAAGAUGCAUUCCAAAACCAACAGCCGGCACUAAUCCUGGAAAUCAUGGGAAAACUCUACAACGUGAAUCUUAUGCAAUUCGCGCAAUCUCCCAUAUCUGGGAAGUUUUGGAGACCAAUAAUCAGGCAGCCUCCUCCAAUGAUGAGGAGACCUGAAAGCAGAAGAGAGUUUUCGGCGUGAACUUAUGAUGAUAGAGGCAAAAAAAAACCUUUUUCAAGGGAAAUUGUGCAGAAACUAGAGGAAGCGGAGAAGACAAAGGAGCCUGUGGAUAUCAAAAUGGGGAGCUCUGAGUUUAUUAUUAAUUUAGAAACAAUGAAAAUGCAGAACAAGAAAACCAAAAGGGUUCAGAAUGUAUUUCGAGAAAAUAAACGAGAUAGCUAA